AUAACUCUAGUAACAAUACAGGCCUUUAUAUUGUUGCAUAAUCUAAUUAAACAAGAGGCUAAUAAGCCAGGUAGUAAACAGCGCCUACAGAGGCACGUACAGAAGCUUGCUAGUGCUGCUUCGAUAUCCUUUGCCAAACAAACCCUACUUCAGGAUCAGAAUCGAUUCUUAUACAAACUAAAUAAAGAAGCCAAAUGUCGCCGAUCGACCAAGUCAUUGAUCCUAGGGAAGGCGAAGGUAAUGAGCUAUGAGGGCCUUGAGGAGGCACGAGCGAACCGUGCUGCGAAGGAUAUAGCUAAGGGCAAGGGAAAAGGACAACGCGGUCGUCCGCGCAAGAAUCCUGCGCCGGAGGCAGAGGUAGAGGCGAGCAAGGGAAAGCGCGGUCGUAAGCGCAAGAGUCUUGCGCUAGACUCUGGCGCAGACGCAGAUGCAGACGCAGACGCAGAGGCGGAUUCGCUAGAAGUAGAGGCGGGCAAGCUAAAGCGCGGUCGUAAGCGCAAGAAUCCUGUGCCGGAGGUAGACGCAGAGGCGGGUUCGCUAGAAUUAGAGGCUGGUUUAUUAGUGCCAAAGGACAAAGUGGCGCGGAUGAGCGAAGUUGAGCCAGCGAAGGUCCCAGCAGCGCCGUUCAGGGCCCCAGUGGCGUGGAUGUACUAA
Molecule: messenger RNA, 654 nt
Organism: Mytilinidion resinicola
Lineage: Eukaryota; Fungi; Ascomycota; Dothideomycetes; Mytilinidiales; Mytilinidiaceae
Exons: 1
Source: RefSeq, a predicted model, not a curated record